AUGUCUUGGUUUCAGUCUCUGAGGGAUGACUUCACUCUGAAGCCGUUUGAGACUCUGCAGACACACAGUGACAGUGCCGCCAUGGCAUCAGGACCUCCAGAUGUGAUGGAGCCUGCUGAGGUGGGAGAAGAGUGCUCAGGAAAGAAAAAGUCCAAGUUCCAGACAUUUAAAAAAUUCUUCGCCAGGAAGAAGAGAAAGGAGCCGUCAUCCUCCGGAGCAGACGCGGGGCUCAAAGCCAGCCAAUCAAGCGACAAUGUCAGCAAAACAUCAGAAAAUAACACACUCACUCGGGCGGAGAAGGAUAAGGGCUCUGGGUCAAAGAUCAGCCUGGGCAGCAAGGCCUUGUCACAUGACUCCGUCUUUGUUUCUGACUCAUCGGAGGCCAAUGAGGCUCUGGGGGCGUCUCAGGACAGCAUUCAUGGGAAAGUGAAAUCACUACAGCUCCAGCUGAAGCAAGCCAUCAAAAUAGGCUCUCCUCCAUCCCUGAUGUGUGUGAAGAAGACAGAAGAUGCUGGAACCAUGUCAGAGGAUGAUGGUCUACCCUGCAGUCCACCUGAAUACACAACGCAUCACACAGUCCAGAAUCAGGCUCAGAGGAACAGCUCCAUCAGUCUGGAGGUAACAGACAGCGAUGAGGACCAGCUGUCCUGCACUGCCUCCAGCAGAGCAGUGAGCCCCCUGGUGGUGGUUCCAGGGGACUUCAGUCAGCCGGCCAGUCCCUUCGGCUGUCUGGAUAACUCUGCCGCCAAACACAAGAUGGGCCUGAGAAACAAAGCCUGCAACAAGAGGAAACCUGUAAGUAAGCUGGGGGUCAAAGCAGAGGGAGACCCUGUGGUGAAAGAGAUUCUGAACACCUCCUUCCCAGACUCUCCAGAGGAGAAAGAAGAACAGGACAAGAGAGAUGCAGGUGAGGAUGAGCUAAAACUGAAGGUGGAGAGGGAAGAAGAAGACGAAGAAGAGGAGAAAGAGCAACCACAGCAUUCCAAAGAAACUGUGUUGAGAGAUAAGGAGGAGUGGGAGGAGGGAGAGGAUGAGUCGGAAGCUGAACAGGAUGUUUCUCAGGGCAUGGACGCUUCCUUUCCCCCUGAGCAGUGUCUCUCAGAGGAGGAAGCUGCAGACGCCCAGCCCUCCUCCAAGCGUGCCUCCUCUCUGGCGAGUCCCAGAGCCACGCCAGAGCCCCCUGCUGGCCAAAGAGAGUACCUGCUGGACACUCUGGAUGUUGAAACAGAGGAGAAAAGGAAUGAUGAGAACCCAACACUGGGUGGAGAAGAAGAAGAAGAAGUUGAUGAACCUGGGGAGGAGGGGGGCUCCUUCUUACAGGAGGUGCUGAGCUCCUUGAAGACACCACUUCAAACUUCCUCAUUAGGUGCGGAGACCGAAGCUGUCCUGGAGAUCGAGGAGGAGGAGGAGGAGGAAAAAGGAGAAGCCGAUUUAGAAGAAGGAGAAGAGGUGAUGGAAGAGGAUGCAGAGGAGGAAGAGCCUGUCAGUUAUCAGGCGGCUCCCUCUGGCUCGCUCCUGUUGAGCCAGACCGCCAAGGAAGAAGAGGAGGAAGCUGUCACUCUGAGUGUGAGCACGAGCACUCCUACCUGUCAAGAUUUUGAAGAAGAGGAUAAAGAUCAGGAGAAAAGGGAGGAGGAGGAAGUAGAAGAACUUGAGGUGGAGCGGUUCAGUCAACCCAGUCAGGAGGAGGAAGAACAGAAAGAGGAGGAUGAGGAAGUCCAACCUCAGGAUGAAAAUGACUUGCUUCAAAGAAAAACAGACCUACAGGUGGAGGAGGAAGAAGAUGAUCAGAGUGAAGGAGAGGAGGAAGCAAUAGAGCUGGAGAAGGAGCCAGAGGUGGAGGAGGAGGGGUGGGAGAAGAAAGAAGAGGAUGAUGUGGAGGUGGAGGUGAAGAAAGAGAAGGAGAGGGUCGAGGAGGCGGAGGAGGCAGGAGAAGAAGAGGAAGAGAGUGACGACGCAGAAGAGGCAGUGGAGAUUUUUCCUGAUGCAGCAGGUGGAGAGGUUCACAGUGUCGCUUCAGGGCAGGAGGCAGAUGAAGGUGUAGAUGUUGCUGUCGGAGACGAAACGGUCUGCGUCGCACAAUGCACAGAUGAUAAUGAUGAUAUACCAGCACAUCAGGCUGAUCAAGAGUCUGCCACCGUGCAUGAGAGCCAAACAGCCUCCAACCAAAACUCUGAAGAUGAAAUGAGUGAUGGAGAAGAGAGAGUGGAGGAAGGCGUAGAGAUCGAGCACAAGGAACCAAAAUCAGACCAAGAGGAAGCCAUGGAAGCAAACCAAGCUGAUGUCGAUGAAACAGAACCAGAUCUGGAGCAGGAAAGUGUAGAAGUAUCUGUCUUCAAGCAAAAAGAUCAAACAGAAGUGAGCCAAUCAGCCACUAAAGAAGUUUCCUCAAAGCCUAUGUCUUUGUGUCUUCAGGAGUCCAAUUUUGAAACUCAGUCAGAGGAGAGUAAGACCAGCCCUGCCACCACCACCCUCCACAUAAACCUGUACUCUCCCAGCUCAGAGAAAGGCACAUUUUCCUUUAAGCAGUCCCCAACUGCUGCUGAUCCCGAAGUCUCAGAGUCACCUUCUGAUGCUGGAGAAGCAACAGAGCAAAUCACAGCAUCCACAGAUGAAGAAUCACCUGACAGAGUGGAGGAAGAAGAAAAAGAAGAACAGCAAGGAAAACAAUCCUCUAAGAGAGACGCUUCACCUCAUGUGUCAGCAGAGGAAACGGAGGAAAGGUCCGGCGGUUCAGAUCAAAGCAAAGUCCGCUUCACCAUCAACUCCGCCUGGCAGAGAUCACUCUCUAUCGAAGACAGCGAGAGACCCCUCUCCUCUUCAUCGUCCAGCGCCGCAGGAUCAGGAGGUGUUGAUGUGGCGUCUACAGCCAAGAAAGACCCUCAAGCGGAUGCGGAGCCAGAGAGUUCAGCUAAGCCCGAAUUGGUGUUGAGUCCUGGUAGAGCGAGGAAUGCAGGAAUCACCAUUGCCAAACCGCAGAGCAAUGCAUCACAGACCCCCGCCAAACCCCCGGCCCCAGCUGCCACGACCACAGAAGAGACCUCUGUGGCAGCGGAGGGAAACCCCGACAAUCCGUUUGGAGUGCGGCUUAGGAAGACGGUCGCUCUGCACCGUUUCAGCUCUGAGGAGGAAAACUCAGAGCCUCCCGUCGAGCCACCAGCUCAGCCAACCAGCUGUAAAGUUGAGUCAACGCAGCCAAUCAGUGCUAAGCCCUCCAUAAGUCAGCCUAUCAGCAACAAGCCUGCGCUCCCUAAGAAACCAGAAGUACACGGAGACAGUGGAGUGAAAACCAAGCGUGUCUCAGACCCACCUCCAGUUCGUGGUGUUUCUGGUGGAUCUAAUUCUCCUAGCUGGAUCACUAUGGCCAAACAGAAACAGAGGAUCUAUAAGGAAAACUCUCUGGAAGAGAUUACUGUCAAGAAGGAGGAACAAGAGAGGAAGUCUUCGCUGCCAAUGUACGUCAGCUCAGCUGCAAGCAGGGAACAGAGCCACAAAACUUCUGAAUCCACUGGCAAAGUGAGUUCGUUGGAGACCAGUAAGUUUUCAGUGUCUGUAGAAAAGGAGACCAGGAGGGCUCUCUCCCCUCCGACUCCAGUGCCAGCCCAACCUCCAAAACCCCAGUCGCUGCCCUGCCCUGUCCCUCCAAAACCUCAGCCUCCCCCUGCCUCUGCCAAACCCGCACCCCAGCCUACCCCAGCCCAACGAUCCUUUUCCCCACCUACUCCAGUUCCUGUUCCCCAAAAGCCUCUGUCUUGCACAAGCCCACCAUCUCUCUCCAAACCUGCCCCCUCAUCCAAGCCAGUGCAGGCCCAGAGCACAACAGUCACCUCGCCUCCUUUCUCAUCGAGAACCGCCUCACCACAGUCUGGCUCGAGAGCUCCAGCACUUUCUGGCCAGACACCGUCCACCCAGCGAAGCCUCCCUUCCUCAGAUUCGCCACAGGACGAGCCGCCAUGGAUGGCCCUGGCCAAGAAGAAGGCCAAAGCUUGGAGCGAGAUGCCUCAGAUAGUCCAGUGAUGGGCGCAAAGUGGUGAGGAAGGUCUAGUGAGGAAGGUCAGUGUACACACUGUAUACACUCUAGGAAGGUCAGUGUAUACACUGGCCCAAUGUGGCUCAAAAAGGCCCAAUGGGGUCAGAUCUGAAAGGAGAUUGGAGUGAUGCCCAAGUGGGCCAAGACUCUGGAUGGACCCGAAUGCAUUUGCACACAAAGAGAUGUUGUUGUUUUUUUGUCGUUUUCUUACUUCCUGGUUUCUAUUCUGGCUUGAGGCUUCGGAUUGGUACAAACUCACCAAUCAGACAGCCAAAAUCGGGCUCAGUUUAACCCCCUCCUCCUUUAUACAUCCUCAUUUUGAACAGUUUGCCAUUUUUUCUAAUCGGCAGGUCAAGACCCAUAAAAAUUAAUGACUUACUUGAGGUUGGAUUCACACAUUUCUACAAUUUUAGUAUAUAAUAAGGUGCCUGAAUGAGAGACAGGUUAAGUAACACACUUAAUAUCACUUAACAUUUCACAAAGAAAAAGAAGCAGACGCUAUUUCAUAAAGAAGAUACUUUAUUUACAUUAAAUUGGUUAAGGAUGAGGAUAAAAAGGCGAAGGAAAUCUUGAAGUUAGAGAUGCAUUGUUUUGUCUUAAGAAUGAGUGACUGUCCGUCAGUCUCAGUGUGUAUGUGUGUUUAUUUUAUGGCAGUGAUUCACGCUCACACUUUGAGCAAUGUGGACGAUAUUAUCUCUCAGGAGAGUAAAAAUGGGACAACAUCCAAGUUAAGCUGAAGAGAAAUGUGCUGGAGUUCAGGUGCAAAUUUGCUGAUCCACAUUUACUCAAACUGCUGUCUGUGUAUCAAGUUCUUUAGACAAAUAUAUUUCUCCUUACAUGAACUGCAGACACUAAACUAAUGAUGUUCAACGUGUUUGUGAGUGCUGAGUGUGUCGAACAUCUUUCAGGUUGUCGGUGUAAAUUAUAUUUUUAAUUUUCUUUCGAUAUUUUGCAUAAAUAACAGAUUAUCUGUCAGCAUCCUACAGAAAUCUAUGAUCUCCAAACUAUCAUCACACUGACUUAAGUCUCCUUUUUAAAUGUUUUUUUUUACCCGCAUCAUCAUGUUUGCAGCCUGAUCCAGGUUGUUAUAAAUGAUUUUUACAACAACCAAACAUGUAAAUGAGACAGAAAUGGAUACACAGCUAUAGUAAUCAGUCAUCAGGAGAUUGGUUUGCUGCAGGAUGCAAAGCGUCACUAAAGGAAAAGCGAGUUUCACAAUUGAAAGUUGACUUUGUAUCAAAUAAAUCUUAUCUAUCACACAGUAACUAUAUAUGUUUUAUGCAUUUGUUUUAUUUUGUAUUGCCUUUUGAGAAUUUGUCUUGUACAUAAAAUGUGCAGUAAAUAAC
Scomber scombrus (Atlantic mackerel) is the source of this 5376-nucleotide messenger RNA. RefSeq names its product probable serine/threonine-protein kinase kinX. The coding region runs from base 1 to 4017 and encodes 1338 amino acids. Lineage: Eukaryota; Metazoa; Chordata; Actinopteri; Scombriformes; Scombridae. The record is from RefSeq and is a predicted model, not a curated record. The transcript has 16 exons.